Neolamprologus brichardi is the source of this 832-nucleotide messenger RNA. Its product is annotated as urocortin-3-like. Gene Ontology annotation, biological process: digestion; hormone-mediated signaling pathway; cellular response to nutrient levels. Gene Ontology annotation, molecular function: corticotropin-releasing hormone receptor 2 binding; hormone activity. Gene Ontology annotation, cellular component: extracellular region. NCBI's taxonomy places the organism in Eukaryota, Metazoa, Chordata, Actinopteri, Cichliformes, Cichlidae. The record is from RefSeq and is a predicted model, not a curated record.
AAAGGACGAGCGGCUCAUCGUCAAGUCCAGUUCAACAUCCGACCGUGUUUGGUGCACACUGCUCCUCCGGUGAAGAAGCAGAAGCUGUGAGACAGAAAAUACAAGAUUACAGGACAUCUGAGCAUAAAAAGAACUGCUGUCUUUAACACAGAGGAGGGAGAAGUGCCUUUUUGUCAAGUUACCAACUUUUGAUAUUGGUGACUGAACAGUCCUGACCAUGAGAAGUGUGCGUGCGUGCUUCUGUCUGGCUCUGCUGCUUCCUUUGUGUGUUCAGAGCCGGAGGAGCAGUCUGGCUGUUGCCAAACUCGAUGAAGACACAGAGAGGGACAUGCUGGCUGUCGACAUCUUAAACCGCAACGGUGCGUUGAGCUCACUGCUCCGAUCACAGCAUCAUCUCGUGCUCAGGCGAGCCCCGCGCCCUGCCUCCCAGGUGCCAAAGAGAGCCCAGCAGGGGUCCCGUUUUGCUCUGUCCCUUGAUGUUCCCACCAGCAUCCUCAGUGUACUCAUAGACCUAGCCAAGAAUCAGGACAUGAGGACCAAGGCAGCAGCCAAUGCAGAGCUGAUGGCACGAAUAGGCAAGAGGAAAUGAAAGCCCCCCGGAGAAGUUUGAAGGCUUGAUGGAGGAAAUCUCACUUCACAACAGAGCUAACACAUUGCGGCACUGACACCUGGUUAGAAACAAUGUUAGUUCAUGUGAAAGUAGUCAUUGCGGUCAGUAUCUGUCCUUUAGAGCUUAGAUCUGCUUUACUUUUAUACUUUAAUCCAUUUACAUUCCACACACAAACCACACCAUGGACUGAUUAAUCACUACAGUGAUGUGAAAAAACAAACA